Acanthosepion pharaonis is the source of this 594-nucleotide messenger RNA. The record is from the annotation of a GenBank genome assembly. Lineage: Eukaryota; Metazoa; Mollusca; Cephalopoda; Sepiida; Sepiidae.
AUGUUUAAUUUUUUCCUUGUCAAUUUCUUUCUUUCUUUUCCCCUGUUUUUCUUUAAUUCUUUUCUUUGUCAAUUUUUCUUUCUUUCUUUCUUUCUUUCUUUUUCUUUUUUCUUUCUUUUUCUUUCUUUUUUCUUUCUUUCUUUUUUCAAUUUUUGCUUUGUCAAUUUCUUUCUUUCUUUUUCCUUUCUUUCUUUCUUCCCUCUUUUUCUUUCAUUCUUUUCUUUGUCAAUUUCUUUCUUUCUUUCUUUCUUUCUUUCUUUCUUUCUUUCUUUUCUUUGUCAAUUUCUUUCUUUCUUUCUUUCUUUCUUUUCCCUCUUAUUCUUUAAUUCUUUUCUUUGUCAAUUUCUUUCUUUCUUUCUUUCUUUUUUCUUUCUUUCUUUCUUUUCGCUGUCAUUCUCACUCUUUCUUUCUCACUCCAUAAUUCUUUUUCUUCUUUCUUUCUCUUUUCUUUUUCUUCUAUUCUUUUUCUCCAAUCAAUUUAUCACCUUAUUUUGUUUGUUAUUUGUUUUUCCUUUCCUAACAUUUCUGUUCUUGCGCAACUUGAAAGCCAUUAAUACAAUUCGACAAAAAUGUCGAAAGAACAAACGAAACUAA